UAUUUUUGCGCAAUAUGGAACACCAAGAAAAUCAGCCACCAAAUGAAGUCGAGGCUCCUUCUGAAGAGGCUAAGGAAGUUGAAAAGGAGUUGACUGAUGAAGAAAAAUUAUGGAAGAAAAUAGAUGAGAUUCUUGACAAAUACUACGUCAAUGAAUUCCAAAGAAUGGCUCUUCAUAAAUUUAUAAAAGUCAAGAUUAGCAAUACAGACACUGAUGAGUGUGAGAGAGCCAGAGAAUGGCUCUUCUUAAAAGUUAACGGAACAAAAUUACCCAAAGAAUACCAUAAACGACAGCUAGGGUGUCCAGACCUCGUCCCUGGAAUCACUAUCAAAGGAUGGUGGGAAAGAGAAGAAUUCUCAUGGGUCUCUGAACUAGAAGAACAAUUUGAUGUAAUCAAGGAAGAACUUAUGGCUCUUAAGACUGAAACAGGAUUCCAGCCCUACAGAGGCCCUACUUGGGCAGGAAAAAUACUACCUAAGGACAAAAUAGGCUCCCAGUCCAAUGAAGGAGGUGAUUGGAAUGUCUUCUAUCUGUUCCUACAUAACAUGAAGUUUGAUGAAAACUGAGAGAAGUGACCUAAGACUGUAGAGAUAAUCCAGAAUAUUGUUCCAAGACAAUAUUGACAUGCUUUCUUCUCAGCCUUGACUCCUGGUGCACAUGUAAUGGAACAUAAUGGCCCAACUAAUCGAAAACUCAGGCUUCAUCUCCCUCUUGUAGGGGUGGAAGGAAGCAAGAUGAGAGUAGGGGAUGAGACUAAAUACCCAAAAGAAGGAGAGUGCAUUAUCUUCGAUGAUAGCUUCAACCAUGAAGCUUGGCAUGAAGGAGACACCACAAGAAUAGUCUUGAUUCUAGAUUUCUGGCAUCCUGAUCUUUCUGAUGCAGAGGUAAAAUUCUUCAGCUUAUUGCAAAAGUCUAAGCUAAAGGGUGAGAAAUUCUUGACAGAGAAGUCAAAAAAUGAAGAUAACCUCUUCUCCAUUGUUGAGAAAACAAAAGGACUUAUCCAAGAAAAUGAUUCAUGGUGGAUAACAUAAUCAAAGCUUGCAUAAAUCUUCAAUUUCUAAAUAGUAUUUUGG
Moneuplotes crassus is the source of this 1073-nucleotide messenger RNA. Lineage: Eukaryota; Ciliophora; Spirotrichea; Euplotida; Euplotidae. The record is from the annotation of a GenBank genome assembly.